This is a messenger RNA of Xenopus laevis (African clawed frog), 2115 nucleotides long. RefSeq names its product opsin 3 L homeolog (gene opn3.L). Bases 635 to 1798 code for a protein of 387 amino acids. The transcript is spliced from 4 exons. The record is from RefSeq and is a predicted model, not a curated record. NCBI's taxonomy places the organism in Eukaryota, Metazoa, Chordata, Amphibia, Anura, Pipidae.
UCUCAGCAUCUGUUUCUCUUCAUUCUGUCUUCAUGCAGGAGUUGGGUGUCAGAUAUUCAUUCACAGUUAGAUCCAAUAUAUCUUAUAGGGGGGUCUCCUUUUAUUAUAUAUAAAGAUAUAUAAGAGCUCACUCUCUACUUACAGGAUUUGUUUGUACUGGAAUCAGUUAUUUGAGUGAGCUCUAAUACAUCUGCUAGGAAAGGAAGCCCCCUUAUAAGAUAUAUUGGAUCAUUCAUCUGACACUCAACUGCUGCAUGAAGAGGGAGUAUAAACUUGAUUAUUUCAGAUGCAGAAUUUUCUUACUUCAGUAUGAGGAAGCUUAUAUUCAAUUUUCAUUUUCGAAGAUAUAAUAAUGUUAGCUUCAACAAAGCACUACAGGACAACAGAGUGGUUUAUCGGAAAAAAAAAACUUGUGAUCACAUACACCAUGGGGCACUCUAUUAAAUGAUAUGGUAAUUAUUCAAAUACUUUCCUUGUCCUUUAAUAACAAUUCAUAACUGUAAUGGGAAUGCAUAUAAAUCCUAUUAAUUCACUUAGUAGCAGAUGUGUGUUGGAUUAGGAAUAGAGCUGCCAGUCCAACCUGCUGAUAAAUACAGUUGAGAUUUCUUCUGCAAUGACACCAUAAAGCACCAGGAUGGCUGCAAUCAAUGAAAGUCACAAUGAAUCCAUAUCUUGGCUUCACAGUGAAGAUGUGUUUACUGAGGACACUUAUCAUUUUCUGGCUCUAAUAGUUGCCAUGGUUGGAUGCCUUGGGCUCAUUAUUAAUUUGCUUGUAUUGAUACUUUACUGCAAAUUCAAACGACUGCAGACACCUACAAAUCUACUUUUCUUCAAUGCCAGCCUCAGCAACUUCAUGUUUUCUCUUUUGGCAAUUAUUUUCACAUUUCUAUCCUGUAUGAGUGGAAGCUGGGCUUUUAGUGUCACAAUGUGUGUUUUUUGUGGAUUCAGUAAAAAUCUGCUGGGCAUUGUCUCAGUCGUUACACUGACAGUUGUAGCGUAUGAGCGAUAUAUACGAGUUCUAUAUGGCCAAUGUAUUGACUUUUCAUGGGCCAAGAGAGCAGUCUCCUUUGUCUGGGUUUACUCACUAGCCUGGGCUGGAUUCCCAUUGAUUGGAUGGAAUCGUUACACAUUUGAAAGCCAUAAACUAGAUUGUUCUUUGGAAUGGAUGGCUACUGGUCCCAAUGACACAGCUUUUGUGCUACUGUUCUUCCUUGCCUGUAUAACACUGCCUUUAGGUAUCAUGGCUUAUUGCUAUGGCUAUGUUUUAUACCAAAUCCAAAAGCUGCGCAGUGUCCAAAACAUUCAGAACUUCCAAGAAAUCGCAAUUUUGGAUUAUGAAAUUAAGAUGGCCAAAAUGUGUUUGUUAAUGAUGCUGGCAUUUCUUAUUGGCUGGCUGCCUUAUGCUAUACUUUCUCUUCUCGUAGCAAGUGGCUACAGCACGUUCAUCACACCAACACUUACCAUCAUGCCUUCUUUACUUGCCAUGUCACGUGCUGCCUACAAUCCAGUCAUCUACAUAUUUACAAUAAAAAAGUUCCAGCGAUGCCUGAUACAACUGGUAUGCUAUCAUUUCUGGAGAUCACUAAAAAGGCUGAAUGGCAGACUUGCUAUGAAGAAAGUAAAGCCCAUUCUGGGAAAGGGGAUGUCUCACAAUGCUGGAAGGAAGAAGUUUUUUUCCAGUUCAUCUGAUAUUUUCACUAGAACUACCAGUGAUACGGGAACACGUGAGAUAACAGAAAGCCCAAAACGCAGGGGCACUAAUGUCAGGCUGAUACAAGUGCAUCCCCUAUAUCCCUAGAGAGCAUUGGGAUUUAUCUAUGCCUUGAGAUCCAUAAGUGGAACUGGAACUAAAGAGCCACUUCAUUUAAAUGUGUUUUUACAGUGCAUAAAAUACUGCAUUACGUAUAAUAAAUGGAUGUCUUCGAGAAAAAGUAGAAUACUUUGUAAAACUGGAUCUGUGUGUCCACCAUGAAAGUGGAGUAAGCAUGAAUAGCCCAUGGCCUUAUACGUGUACUGAUCAGAUUUAUUGUGUUAAAUGCGAACUAAAUCCUAAAAAGAAUAUGGUUAAAAAUGCAAAAUUUGACCAGCCUAAAGUUUCAGCUUGUCAAUAGCAAC